This is a messenger RNA of Prosopis cineraria, 1953 nucleotides long. RefSeq lists its product as uncharacterized. The record is from RefSeq and is a predicted model, not a curated record. The coding region runs from base 285 to 1763 and encodes 492 amino acids. The transcript is spliced from 6 exons. NCBI's taxonomy places the organism in Eukaryota, Viridiplantae, Streptophyta, Magnoliopsida, Fabales, Fabaceae.
CGCACGUCACGAGUCACCUAGGUUUAUACUUUAUAACGUUAACUUCUCAUUCCGUCCUCCACGCCGCCAACUCCAACCAUGGCUCACUUCUCACUUUCUCAGUUCUCACUCACUCCCCGCCCCUCGCCCGGCAAUGUCUCGUAGAUGUUACCGGGAAAACGGAGCUUAGUUUGUAAAAGACAAUCUCAUGGGCCCCGCUCGUCCAAUUUCAGGCAAGGACAGAGAGUAAACCAAACUUUGCUUUGAAAGUUGCUGCACUAAAGGGCAAGGUGGAAGAGAAAGGUAUGAGUAACACGAGUCACUCUCAAAAGCCUAUUGUUAAGGUGGAGGCCUUUCUCGAUGAACAGAUUAAAAGUGCAAAGGUCCCUGAAGAGAUGGAGGUUGAUAUAGUGAGCUGGACAAAUAAAGUUGAUUUUGCAUCAAAUAAAAAUGAUGACCCUGAUGCCACUGAACACUCAAGUUCAUUUGCCGACACUACGUCUGAUCCUGAAACUAGUUCUAGAUUGAGUGAAGCUGAAGUGGAGUCAGAGCUCUUAGGUGACAGCGGGUUGACAUGCGCCUUUGAUGCUUUUGGCUCAUGUUUUCCAAUGAGGAAGAAGAAGCUGACGGAUCAUUGGAGGAGCUUUAUACGACCUUUAAUGUGGCGCUGUAAAUGGACAGAGCUAAGAAUUAAAGAAAUGGAGUCACAGGCAUUAAAAUACAGCAAAGAGCUUGUUGAAUUCAAUCACAGGAAAUGUAAGGCACCUGAUCAAUUAACAUUAGAAGAAAUUGGUUCAAAAUCGCUACCGUUUACAAGGCCCUUGAGCAGAAGUAAGGCCAAAAAGAGAAGAAAAAGAAAACAAAUUGAAGACACAAUUGAUAUAGGAUCCUAUAUGUCACGUCAUUAUCUUUUCUCUUAUCUUGAGAAUAAGAAGUCUGACCCAGAUGGUAGCUUGGCUGAUGAUUUUGGUAAUCCAGUGAUUGCAGACCCGCAUACUGAUUUGACUGACAGAUUUAGGAUUAAUGAUGAUCAAUCUUUCUUUGACUUUAGCGAUGGUGAUGGUUCCUUGGAGCAGCUCCUUUGGACAAUUGAAAAUGUACAUUCUAGGGUCCACAAGCUGAAGACUCAAGUCGAUUUAAUCAUGUCCAAAAAUGCUUUGAAGUUUUCUUCAUCAGAGAAUUUGAGCCUUCUACUCCAUGGUGAUGUGCAGACCAGCUCUGCUCAUAGUCCUGCAUUCUCCGCUGGGAAUGGAGACACGGUAUCAGCAGGGGCUAUUUGUAAUUCAGCUCAGCAUGCACCUGAGUUUGAUUUUGGAGAUUUGGUUAUGCCUGAUAGUGCUGUCUCGAGUUAUGGAGAAGCCACAGCUAUUCCUGAUAUAAUUGAGAGCACAGUGGGAUUAUUGUCUGCUACAGAUGUUAAUGCUACUCUCCCACAGCCCCAGACCGUGGACUCAUGUGAAGAUAUGGUAGACAAUGUGUUGACACACAAUGAAACAGCUGAAGCAGAGGAGCACGCCUUUAAAAGUGUAAAUCACAAUCCCACUGAGAAGCAUCUGGAGGCAGGGAAAGGUGGUCAUGAAAGUGCACACACGGCUUCUCUCCCAAUGACGGAAUCCAAUAUAGCAGUGAAGUCAGCUUUACCUCACUAUCAGGAGCAAUCGACGCUCAAAUCUUGUUUGUAUAAAGACGUACAUUUUCCCAAUAUUAAAAGAAAACGUGGGGAGCGCAAAGCUGGAUCUGGUGGUUGGAGCAAGAAGUGUUCAGGGGAACCUGAUAGCCAAUGAGUCAUAAAAACUAGAAUAGAGCCUAAAUGUAAUUCUACUUAUCAAGGAUCAGACUGGCUUUUCAAUUGACUUGGUUUCCGCACUUGUCCUUGUAAACAAGAAGCUGUACAAGUGCGAGGCUUCCUGAAGCAGGCUCUAUCCUGAUGAUACUCUUGCUUGUCAAUCACAACAGAAAAGGAAACUAAUCUAA